GUUUCCAUUCAGUCAUUGCUUUGAGUUUAAUACGUAACUUUCUAACAAUUUGAUUAGAAUAUUAUACGUAAAAGUAUGUGUUAUAUAUAAAAAGAAUUAUAAUGGCUGUUAGUAGACUGUGUGCAGUCUUUCGACAAAUAACAAUAAGCAGAGAAAGUAAUAUUAUCGCAAGAUAUUGUUCUUCUCAUGUGUUAAAAGAACGUAAUAUUGUACAUUUUUCUAAUGUUUCUAAAAAUACAUUUACUGUAGCACCUUUAAAUGUGCAUAUUAAAUUUAUGCCAAAAACACUCGAUAUAGAUUUUAGAAAUCCAGAAAGUACUACUAGAAAAAAUAUAAAUGAAAUACCAUUAUCAAAAUAUAUACCGUCAGUGGAAGAACCUUUAGUAAAACAACCUAUUAAACAGGAUUUACCAUUAAUAGAUUCAUUUUUUCAACUUCCUCCAGUAGAAAAUACUUUAGAGAAAUUAGCUAUACGCUUGAUAGUAAUUAGAAAAAGAAAAAUGAAGAAACAUAAAAGAAAAAAACUGCGCAAAAGAAUGAAGUUUGCGUGGGCAAAGAUAAGAGCAAACCGUAAUAUAGCAAAGGAGAAAGCAUUUCAAGCGGAAUUGCUUGCACAAAUUAAACAAGCCCACAUGUUUGAUGCACAAAAAUAUGUUGAAGGAAGACUUGCCAUUCUGGAUAGAGAAAUAUUACCUAGAUCAUAUAGAGGAGAAAUAUUGCCCGUGGAAAUGAUUAAGAAAUUUAUACAACAGAAGAUAAAAAAACGAAUAAGAAAAUAUCGUAGACCACGUAUAACACUUGAUUAAAUGUGAUUAAAGCUUGAGUAGGUAAUUGUUUUACUUUGACUUUUUCUCUAUGUAGAAAUUCCAAAAUAAAAUUUUAAUAUUUAAAAAUU
This is a messenger RNA of Frieseomelitta varia, 895 nucleotides long. RefSeq lists its product as uncharacterized. The transcript is spliced from 2 exons. The coding region runs from base 102 to 806 and encodes 234 amino acids. The record is from RefSeq and is a predicted model, not a curated record. NCBI's taxonomy places the organism in Eukaryota, Metazoa, Arthropoda, Insecta, Hymenoptera, Apidae.